UAUGCCCCUCAGCAGGUCUCUGCCAUGGGCGACAGGGGAACAGACAACCACUCAGAGGUUACCGACUUCAUUCUUAUAGGAUUUCGGAUUCGCCCAGAGCUCCACACCCUCCUCUUCCUGCUUUUUCUGUUUCUCUAUAGCAUGGUCUUUCUGGGAAAUGGUGGUAUGAUCACUCUCAUCCUGACUGAUCCCCGGUUGAACACACCAAUGUAUUUCUUCCUAGGCAACCUGUCCUUCAUUGAUCUCUCCUGCUCCUCUGCUAUAGCGCUCAAGGCUAUGGCUAAUAUCUUAUCCAUGAGAAAUACCAUCUCCUUCACGGGUUGUGUGAUCCAGCUCUUCCUCUUUGCCCUCUUUAUGGUGACGGAGGGUUUCGUCUUGUCAGCUAUGGCUUAUGACCGCUUCAUAGCCAUCUGUUCUCCUCUGCUCUAUGCUCUCCGUAUGUCAAGACGCUUCUGCACCCAGCUCGUGCUGGGUUCUUAUCUUUGUGGCUGGGUCACCGCCAUUCUCCAAGUAAGCAUGACCUUCUCCAUGUCUUUCUGCGCCUCCCGGGUCAUCGAUGACUUCUACUGUGACUCCCACCCAAUGGAAAAAAUCUCAUGUUCUGAUGUUUUUUUCCAUAAGAUAAUAUCACUAACUUUGGCUGGAGUCAUUAUUUUUCCCACAAUCGUAGUCAUUUUGGUGUCCUACACUUACAUCGUGUCUACCGUUUUGAAAAUCCGCUCUACCGAAGGCCGAAAGAGAGCUUUCUCCACUUGUAGUUCUCACCUGGGGGUUGUGAGUUUGCUUUAUGGGACUGUCUUUUUCGUGUACGUCAUCCCUCCAGACAACCCUGAAUUACGCAAAAUAGCCUCUGUAUGUUACACUCUUGUUACCCCUAUGUUGAAUCCUCUGAUUUACUCUCUCAGAAAUAAGGAUGUCAAAGCAGCUCUGCAAAGAAUUCUGGGGAAGAAAAAAGCCUUAUUCUAA
Messenger RNA from Gracilinanus agilis (Agile Gracile Mouse Opossum), 966 nucleotides. RefSeq names its product olfactory receptor 9K2-like. The record is from RefSeq and is a predicted model, not a curated record. Bases 25 to 966 code for a protein of 313 amino acids. Lineage: Eukaryota; Metazoa; Chordata; Mammalia; Didelphimorphia; Didelphidae. Gene Ontology annotation, cellular component: membrane. Gene Ontology annotation, molecular function: olfactory receptor activity; G protein-coupled receptor activity; odorant binding. Gene Ontology annotation, biological process: G protein-coupled receptor signaling pathway; sensory perception of smell. The transcript has a single exon.